Tuber aestivum (summer truffle) is the source of this 3512-nucleotide messenger RNA. NCBI's taxonomy places the organism in Eukaryota, Fungi, Ascomycota, Pezizomycetes, Pezizales, Tuberaceae. The record is from the annotation of a GenBank genome assembly.
CCGACAAAUUUCCCUCCUCCAACUUACCGGACUGGAGGUUCGGGAUUCCUAUAGACUCCAAACCCUCCAACGCCCUCUGGCUUUACUGGCCCCGAAGAGCUUGCCCUAUCGUGUUUUUUUCUCUCCUACUUUCCCUGAUUCUACGCCUUUCUUUGUUUCGCGAUGCGCUUGGCCGCGUUAUCGCUCCUGCUGGGAGCUGCGGCUUCGCUGCUCUCCUCAGCUACAGCCCUCGCCGUUCGCUCGGAUAAUCCGGGGUCCUCGGCGGAUUAUUUUGUCAGGUCUCUACCCGGGCAACCCCCAGGGCCGUUGAUUAAGAUGCACGCUGGGUUAGUAGCUUCUAUCGGUUUGCCCUGAAAGAGCCGAUCACUCUAACCCCUGGCUAUUGAUUAAACUUAGGCAUAUCGAAGUCGACCAUGCUACAAAUGGAAAUCUGUUUUUUUGGCACUAUCAGAACAAACAUAUUGCGAAUCGGCAGCGCACAGUAAUAUGGCUGAACGGUGGACCUGGAUGCAGUAGCAUGGAUGGAGCUUUGAUGGAAGUCGGCCCAUACAGGUUGAAGGACGACCACACACUUGUGGAGAAUGAGGGGAGCUGGCAUGAAUUUGCCAACCUUCUUUUUGUUGAUCAACCGGUCGGGACAGGAUUCAGUUAUGUCAAUACCGAUAGCUAUUUGACGGAGUUAACACAGGUUGGUUCUUACUCUGAUCGGGUAGGCGCUUUCUGCACAUUGUUAGUUAACACCUUGUUCCUCUAGAUGUCUGAUCACUUCAUCAAGUUCUUGACAAAGUUUUUUGAGCUCUUCCCUGAGUACGAGAGCGAUGACGUAGGAUCCCCCCCGCACCCAAUCGGGAAGGCCGACUAACGCUUGCCCGUCUUGUAGAUCUAUCUUUCCGGGGAGUCUUAUGCGGGGCAGCACAUUCCCUAUAUAGCAAAUGCUAUCCUCAAGCGGAAUGCCGAUGCUGGAAUCAAGUGGAAUGUUAAGGGUCUCCUCAUCGGCAACGGGUGGAUCGAUCCACCUAACCAAUAUCUCGCCUAUCUUCCGUUUGCCUACGAAAAUGGUAUUGUGGAGAAGGGAUCACCGGUUGCCGACCAAAUUGAAAAACAAGUCGCUGUCUGUGUCAAGACAAUUGCCGAGCAGGGCAGACAUCACGUUGACCUCAACCAGUGCGAGCAGAUAUUACAAGAUAUCUUGCAGAAGACUAAGCACCAAAAGGACGGAAAGGAGGUAUGCUGGAACAUGUACGAUGUGCGCUUGGAAGACACUUAUCCUUCAUGCGGCAUGAACUGGCCUCCAGAUUUGUCCAGUGUAACCCCUUACCUCCGGAGGAAAGAUGUUUUGCAGGCUCUCCAUGUCAACCCUGAUAAACGUACCGGGUGGACUGAAUGUUCUGGUGCCGUUUCUUCCUCUUUCCGUGCUCUUAAGUCGAAGCCGUCUGUGGAGCUGCUACCAGACUUGUUGGAAGAGAUGCCUAUAUUGUUGUUCUCAGGUGAUAAGGAUCUCAUUUGCAAUCACAUCGGGACUGAAGAACUGAUCCAUAACAUGGAGUGGAAUGGUGGAAAGGGAUUCGAGCUUGAUGGGGCUCCGGGGACUUGGGCGCCUCGGGAAGAUUGGGUAUUUGAAGGCGAGCCAGCUGGAAUAUACCAGAGUGCAAGAAACUUGACUUACGUUCUUAUCUACAACUCGAGCCAUAUGGUUCCUUUUGACUUUCCUAGAAGAACGCGGGAUAUGCUCGACCGAUUCAUGGAGGUUGAUAUCGGCAAAAUCGGGGGAACCCCAGCCGACAGUGUUAUUGGCGGCGAGAAGACGCCAAUUACGAGUGUUGGCGGAACGCCCAACUCGACCGCCGCAGUUGAGAAAGAGAAGGAAAGAGUUGCUCAGGCCAGGUGGGCAGCUUAUUACCGGUCCGGGGAAGUUGCGUUGGUCCUUGUUGCCAGCGCGGCGGCCAUAUGGGGGAUUUUCAUUUGGAAGCAGCGUCGCCGAAGGGGGAAUCGUAAGGGGUCUUACGCCGGACUGGGUGGGACAAAAAUGACAGGAGGAAGUCGGGAUAGACUGGCAGAUGGAAGGGAAAGCUUUGACGAGGAUGAGCUCAGGGAUCUAACUAUCGGGAGCCCGAUGUUUGAAAGAGACCAGGAUCUUGAGGCGGCCGAGAUCAGGAGGUAUAGUCUUGGCGGAGCCAGCGAUGAUGAGUCAGACGAUGAAGAAAGAGUUGAGAAAAGACCUAGUGAGAAAUGAGCCCGAAAAUUUAAAGUGGCUUCAGUAUCUUCUCUGUUCCCCUCACCGCCUACAUUUUUUUCCAUUGGAUUUGUGUGGGAGGGGGAUCGGCGCUCGGAGACCCCAAGAAUAUCGGGUCGUGUUUAAUCGGCGAAUUUUGGGCCAAGGUGUGCACGUGUCUACGCAGGGCUGGGUUUCUUUUUCUCAUUUUUUUUACCUGUUUUUUUAUUUUUAUUUUUAUUCGAGCAUGUAAUAUGGUUCACGGCAAUUUUUUCUGUAUUUUGGGAGAACAUGGGGCACGAUAGAACGCACUUUUGGAAAGAUAUUUAUUUUAAUGGCUGCGCACGUCUUAGGGCCGGCGAUAAGCUGAGCACGCGGCUGCGCUCCGGCAAACAGCAUGCUCAUCAUUCGGGAUCACUCGCGCCUCAAAAUACUUUGAUGCUUGUGAUGCGGGACUAAUGGGGGAUGGGUUCACGGGCUUGCUAUAUACCAUUCCGACUUUUGUUACGGUGGUUGGAUGGAACGGACUUUAUACCACUAAUGUAAUUCCGGGCAUUUGUGUACUUUUAGUCUUUAGUUUAGCUCCAUGGUUCUCAUAUGUCUCGACCACCUAAAGUGGACCCUAAGUGGUUUAUGAUGUAUCCUAACUUUGGCAGUGAUUAGAGUUAUUACCGAGCGCACCAGGUCACUCGAACCAAUCUCAAUACCGACGGCAUGAUACGGCACUAGUCGAUCGGGAGCUGCACGCUUUCCUUAAUGGUGAACAUCUCGCGGUGACAGCCGUGGCCGUGGCGUGUAAUAUAUGUCGUGGGGUGUAUAUGUGAGAAUUCCCGUCCGAACACUUUCCACGACCUUUCCCUCCUCUCUCCCUCACGUUCCCUUUAUCUCUCUCUUCACAGACAUCUUCUUGGUCACUCUUUUGAAAAAUGAAAAUAAAAAUAGGAAAAUACCUACUGGCCGGCCAGCCCACGCACAAAAUAGUGAUUCCCAAGCACCCCAUCACGGCAAUCGCCCUUGCAGCACUGCGCGUGACCGCAAAUCCAUCAUACAACGUACAAACCGCCUGCGCUUCCCCGAGCACCACCAGAACCGAAAGGGAGACUUCCUAGGUCGCAGUUACGGGGGAGUACUGUGUAUCGCGGCUUCGAAGCCCACUUCGCUAUCGACGAGGGGGACGAGUACUGUACCGGUAUUGCACUAGCACAACCCGCGCUUCGUCCAGCGGGUCUAUGAUACUCUAUCCUCUCGGGCUCUGUGUAGAUGGGAGCGCCACGUGGAAUACCGGGCCCGGCGUCGGUGA